Messenger RNA from Papaver somniferum (opium poppy), 4930 nucleotides. Its product is annotated as pleiotropic drug resistance protein 1-like. NCBI's taxonomy places the organism in Eukaryota, Viridiplantae, Streptophyta, Magnoliopsida, Ranunculales, Papaveraceae. The record is from RefSeq and is a predicted model, not a curated record. Gene Ontology annotation, molecular function: ATP hydrolysis activity; ABC-type transporter activity; ATP binding. Gene Ontology annotation, cellular component: membrane. Bases 282 to 4721 code for a protein of 1479 amino acids. The transcript has 23 exons.
CUAGAGCCUAUUCAUUGCAGUCUCUUCUCUCCAUUGAUCAACACAUCUCUUGACUAUAAAUGUAUGUGUACAGAAAAUAUAGAAAAGCUACUUCCUUUGCACAUCUCUUUCUCUAAUUAGUCAAGAGACAAAAGAAAAACACAAGGAGUAAGAACAAAGUAAAGAACCCCCAGACUUUAGAAAAAAAAAUUCACACCUUUGGUGAAAAAGGGGUUUGGAUUUAGAUUUUGGAAUUGGAAUUGGGGUUUAGGAAAUAGUGUUGUUUGCUGUUUUGGGGAGUGAUGAUGGACAGUGGAGAGGUUUACAGAGUAGCAAGUUUAAGAAGGAAUAGUUCAUCAAUAUGGAGGAAUAAUUCAGGUGAAGUGUUUUCAAGAUCAUCUAGAGAUGAAGAUGAUGAAGAAGCAUUAAAAUGGGCUGCUUUGGAGAAACUACCAACUUAUAAUCGUAUAAGAAAAGGGAUUCUAACUGGACAAGAUGGUGUUGAAACUAAAGAAAUUGAUAUUCAGAAUCUUGGGUUUCAAGAGAAAAAGCAGUUAAUUGAGAGAUUAUUGAGAGUUGCUGAAGAAGAUAAUGAGAAGUUUUUGCUUAAACUCAAAAAUCGAAUUGAUAGAGUUGGAAUUGACAUUCCAACAAUUGAAGUAAGGUAUGAGCAUCUAACUAUAGAUGCAGAAGCUUAUAUUGGUGGCAGAGCUUUACCAACAAUUCUCAACUAUGCUGCAAAUUAUGUAGAGGUAAAAAAAAUAUUCUUUGCAAGUGUUUUUGAUUUGUGUAGUUCCCUUUUUUGUGUCUGGGUUCUGAAAUUUCUCAUUUUGGGUUCAUUUUGGCAGGGUUUUUUGAGUUUUCUACAUAUUCUGCCAAGUAGACAGAAACCCAUUAGAAUCCUGAAUGAUAUUAGUGGAAUCAUCAAGCCUUGCAGACUGACACUGCUAUUAGGACCACCAAGUUCUGGAAAGACUACUCUACUCUUGGCUUUAGCUGGGAAGCUUGAUAGAAAUCUUAAGGUAUCUGGGAAAGUGACUUAUAAUGGGCAUGAAAUGGAUGAGUUUGUUCCUCAAAGAACAUCAGCAUAUAUCAGUCAAUAUGAUCUUCAUAUCGGAGAAAUGACUGUCAGAGAAACCUUGGCUUUUUCGGCGAGAUGUCAAGGAGCUGGAACCGGUUAUGAUAUGUUGACUGAACUAUCAAGAAGAGAAAAAGCAGCAAAUAUCAAACCUGAUCCGGAUAUUGAUGUCUACAUGAAGUCAGCAGCAUUGGAAGGGCAAGAAGCAAGUGUGGUCACAGACUAUAUUUUAAAGAUUUUGGGGCUGGAAAUUUGUGCUGAUACCAUGCUGGGUGAUGAAAUGGUGAGGGGUGUCUCUGGUGGCCAAAAGAAGCGUGUUACAACAGGGGAAAUGCUGGUUGGACCUGCAAGGGCAUUGUUCAUGGACGAGAUAUCUACUGGUCUAGACAGUUCGACGACAUUUCAGAUUGUGAAUUCAAUUAGGCAAACCAUCCAUAUUAUGAAUGGAACUGCUGUGAUCUCUCUUCUUCAGCCAGCACCAGAAACAUAUGAUCUGUUCGAUGACAUUAUUCUAAUCUCGGAUCAGCAGAUUGUUUACCAGGGUCCCCGUGAAAAUGUUCUUGAUUUUUUUGAAUCUAUGGGCUUCAAAUGUCCAGAGAGGAAAGGAGUUGCAGACUUCUUGCAAGAAGUGACAUCGAAAAAAGAUCAGAGACAGUACUGGGCGCGUAAAGAUGAGCCUUAUACUUUUAUUCCAGUGAAAGAUUUUGCUGAGGCUUUCCAGUCGUUUCAUGUUGGUCGACAAUUAGGCGACGAACUAGCCACUCCUUUCAACAAAGCAAAGAGCCACCCGGCUGCUUUAACAACAGAGAGAUACGGAAUUAGCAAGAAGGAACUUCUGAAAGCUUGUACUGCAAGAGAGUAUUUAUUGAUGAAGAGGAAUUCGUUCGUUUACAUCUUCAAAUUGUUUCAACUUCUGAUAACAGCUGUAAUAGGAAUGACACUCUUCUUGCGUACUGAAUUGAACAAAGACACCAUUAAUGAUGGUGGAGUUUAUCUGGGAGCGCUGUUCUUUGGUCUGACAGUGAUUUUGUUUAACGGAUUUUCGGAACUUGCAAUGACUGUUGUAAAGCUUCCCGUCUUUUACAAGCAAAGAGACCUGCUUUUCUUUCCAGCAUGGGCUUAUGCUAUUCCUACAUGGAUCCUCAAAAUUCCUGUGACAAUUGCAGAAGUUUUUGUGUGGGUCUUUGUCACUUACUAUGUAAUUGGAUUCGACCCAAACGUUGAAAGGCUGUUUAGACAGUUCUUUCUGCUCCUGUUUCUUCACCAGGUGGCUUCAGGACUAUUCAGAACAGUUGCAGGACUUGGGAGAAACAUGGUUGUUGCAAAUACAGUUGCCUCGUUUGUGUUAGUCAUUCUUUUGGCUUUCAGUGGUUUCAUUUUGUCACGAGUAAAUGUAAAAAAAUGGUGGAUAUGGGGAUAUUGGAUAUCUCCAUUGAUGUAUGGAAUGAAUGGACUUGCAGUUAACGAGUUGCUUGGGCAUAGUUGGGACAAGACUCUUCCCGGUGUUCCCGGUGUUGCAGAGAGACUGGGAACUGCUGUUUUGAAAUCACGUGGAUUCUAUACAGGACCAUAUUGGUACUGGAUUGGAGUAGGGGCGUUGUUCGGAUAUGUUCUCUUAUUAAACGUGUUUUUCACUCUGGCACUUACUUAUCUAAGCCCAUUUGCACAGGUUCAGGCUGUAGCUGAAGAUCCACAAUCUGAACAAACAGGAGAAGAGAUGGGCUCAUUAUCUAGGAAAAAGAGCUCAACAAGCCGUCGAAGUAGAGAAAGGAGUGAAGAGAUAAAGAGAAGUAUGUCAUCAAAUGUAUCUGAUGAUGCUAAUCCGAACAGAAAACGUGGAAUGGUACUUCCAUUUCAACCUCAUUCUAUCACUUUUGACGACAUUACAUAUGCGGUCGACAUGCCAGCGGAAAUGAAAGCUCAAGGAGUCACCGAAGAUAGGUUGGAGCUCCUUAAGGGUGUCAGUGGAGCUUUUAGGCCCGGAGUUCUUACAGCUUUGAUGGGUGUUAGUGGUGCUGGUAAGACUACUCUUAUGGAUGUCUUGGCAGGAAGAAAAACUGGUGGAUAUAUUGAAGGAAGCAUCACAAUAUCUGGCUACCCAAAGAAACAAGAAACGUUCGCUCGUAUUUCUGGAUACUGUGAACAGAACGAUAUUCAUUCUCCCUUUGUGACUGUCUAUGAGUCAAUUACGUAUUCUGCUUGGCUUCGGUUACCUAAUGAUGUUGAUCCUGCGACAAGAAAGAUGUUCGUUGAAGAAGUUAUGGAGUUAGUAGAACUGACUCCGUUGCGGGGAGCAUUGGUUGGGCUGCCCGGUGUGAAUGGUCUCUCAACUGAACAGAGGAAGAGGUUAACCAUUGCAGUUGAGCUUGUUGCAAACCCAUCUAUAAUUUUUAUGGAUGAACCAACAUCUGGGCUUGAUGCGAGGGCAGCAGCCAUUGUGAUGAGAGCAGUGAGGAACACUGUUGAUACAGGAAGAACUGUUGUGUGCACCAUUCACCAACCCAGUAUUGAUAUAUUUGAAGCUUUCGAUGAGUUGUUCCUAAUGAAGCGGGGAGGGGAGGAAAUAUACGUUGGUCCAUUGGGUCGCCAUUCUUGCCAUCUGAUCAGUUACUUUGAGGGAAUCGAAGGGGUCAGUAAAAUUAAAGAUAGGUAUAAUCCAGCAACAUGGAUGUUGGAGGUUACUUCAGCUGGACAAGAAAGUGGCCUAGGUGUUAACUUCACUGAAUUAUACCAAAACUCGGAACUUUAUAGGAGGAACAAACAGCUCAUCAAGGAUCUAAGUGUCCCUCCUCCUGGUACAAAAGACCUUUUUUUCCCAACUCAGUACUCAAGAUCCUUCUUCAGUCAAUGCUCAGCUUGCCUGUGGAAACAAUAUUGGUCAUACUGGAGAAAUCCUCAAUAUAAUGCAGUGAGAUUCUUUUUUACAACCGUCAUCGGGUUGAUGUUCGGUACAAUUUUCUGGGGUCUUGGGACCAAGACGGAUAGGACACAAGAUCUGUUUAAUGCUAUGGGUUCUAUGUAUGCUGCUGUUCUCUUUCUCGGUGUGCAAAAUACAUCCUCAGUUCAGCCACUAGUUGCUGUUGAACGAACGGUCUUUUAUAGAGAAAGAGCAGCUGGAAUGUAUUCUGCCUUGCCUUAUGCCUUUGGACAGAUUGUAAUUGAGAUCCCGUAUGUCCUUAUUCAGUCAAUCAUUUAUUCACUUCUUGUGUAUUCCAUGAUUGGGUUUGAAUGGACAACUGAGAAAUACUUUUGGUAUUUAUUCUUUACGUUCUUCUCAAUGUUAUACUUCACAUACUAUGGGAUGAUGACCGUGGCUAUAACUCCUAACCACAACAUCGCCGCUAUAAUUGGUUCUGCUUUCUACGGUUUAUGGAAUCUGUUCUCUGGUUUCGUUAUCCCAAGACCGAGAAUGGCUAUUUGGUGGAGAUGGUAUUACUGGGCAUGCCCCGUCGCUUGGUCAUUAUACGGACUAGUCGUUACACAGUUUGGAGAUAUACAAACCCCGCUCGAAACACAGGAAACUGUAGAACAAUUUUUAAAUAGUUACUUUGGAUUUAAAAAUAGCUUCCUACCAGUGGUUGCAGUUGUUAUUGUUGGCAUCAAUGUGUUCUUUGCUUUUGUCUUCGCCUUCGCCAUCAGAACACUUAACUUCCAGAAAAGAUAGUAAGAAAAUAAUGGUUCUCCGAAUCAGUACUAUAAGCAUUAAUGUAGAUUCCGAAGACAGAUACACUACUUUGGUUUCGGUUUUUUUAUUUCUGUAUUGUUUGUGGUAUAUAUUAUGUAACACGAACUGAAUUGUAUUUAUGUAAUGCUCACAGUAUCAUGAGAUGUUGAUUUUUUGUAUACAGUAGUAAAGUAGUGAAAGUUUUUACA